AGAAGGACUGAAGAAAACAAAAAAUAAAAUAACAUUGACUCGAGGAAAAACACGAUAAGAGAAAGAAAACGCUUCAAAUAUUUAAAUUUGAAGGGCAGUAACUCUUAAGUCUCCCCCCCCCCCCUGCUGACAUCGCCUUGAAACAAGAAGCAGGUGAUCGUCUGAGCCCUGCUUACGUUUCACGCGCCAAAACCCAGGUAGUGGUUUUCUGGCGUUUUUUUUUUUUUUUUUUUAAUGUCGGAAGAAAAAAAAACACAACAAAAACAACGUUCUACAAAUGAAUUAAACGUCUCAUUAUUUUGUGUGUUUUUUUUUUUACAUUUAAAUGUUUAGACUCUUGUGUAGAGCUCUUCUGGAAUGGAGUUAGUUUGUACUCUAUGUUCUACGACAGUGGGAAUUUCGUAUUUAUCCGUUCUUCCACCGCACUUUGAAUGCGGUUUGAAUGUUUUGUUGUAACUUAUACUUUCAUAUUUAUUCAAGUCUAAGCUCGGUCUAACAAGAUUGCCAGAUUAUAAAGACACUGGCCAACCAGCGAGCUUGCGUAUGUGUUUGUGUGCGUGAAACGUUCAUUUCGAAGGAUUAAUCGAAAUAGGUUGGUGUAACAAAAAGGAGCAGACGGCUCGUGUGGUCAGCACAAUGUCUGGAACAUUGAGCAAGUCAAGACCACCUGACAGCAAAAUUGUUGUUCUUGGAAACCCGGGAGUGGGCAAAUCUGCUCUGGUCGUGCGAUUCUUGACCAACAGAUUCAUCUGGGAAUACGAUCCUACACUAGAACGAAGUUAUAAGCACCACACCAUAUUGGAUGACGAGCAUACGUUAAUAGAGAUACUGGACACAGCUGGACAGGAAGACACCAUGCAGCAGGAGGGUAAUGCCAGGUGGGCAGACGGCUUUGUUUUAGUGUACGCCAUCAAUGACAGGCAGAGCUUUGAGGCGGCUGGCAAUCUCAAACACCACCUGGACAUGUUGAAGAAAACCAACGUGUUAUGCAUGCUAGUCGGGAACAAGGUGGACUUACUUCAUGAAAGGAGAGUUACCACUGAAGAAGGGGAGGCCCUGGCCGUUGAACUCUCUUGUGGUUUCUUUGAAACGUCUGCCAGCGACGGCGGGGAAGACAUACCGGAAGUGUUUUACGAACUUCAUCGGGACAUCAAAAGGCGGAAGUCCAUUGAGACGAAAGGCAGGAGAAGAUCGUCUGCCCAACAAGUGAAACAUGUCUUCAACAGGAUGCUGAAUAAAAUUGGAAAUUCUUCAUGACAUUUGACCAACCAUCCGUUUUUAUUAACUUGGAUUAGUCUCUUUCAUGUUACGGUGCUUCUCUUAUUCUUGUUAAAUCCAUGUAAUUUUUUUUUUCGCAAUGCAAAAGGAAUCCCGAAUGUAGAUCUUUAUUUUGUUUUUCAAGUUAAUCAUUUAAAAGUUGCUUAUUAUCCUUUAAAGUUCUCAAAGUAAUUGAGAGAAAAUUAUAUUAGUAUUCAUUAACUAUUUUAUUCUGAUAGUGGUGAAAAUUCUAGAACUAAUUAUCUUGAAACGUGAACGUUUAAGCAGAAACGGUGCUAAUACUAAUAAUAUUAUUAUUUAUUACCCAUGAGAAAAAUUGUCUAACAAUUUGUGCAAUUUUUAACAAUUACAUAGAAAGGAUGAUAUUAGAUCGUUGAGACUUGGAAAGUAGGCCUACGAUUGCUAAACUGAGUCUGCUUUUAAAGGCCCCACGAUUCUUAUCUUGUCCUAGAACAUCAGAACAUCUAUUAACCUUCCCCUUCUAUGAGUGGCGAGUUCUAUGAUGUCAAAGUUGAAAUUUGCACAAGUUCAGAUCAUUAAUAAACAAAUAAUAAAGGUUUUGUAGUGUAAAUUGUAUAUUUGUGUAUAUAACUCUUAAACACAGACUUUGUACUACUAUGCUAAUACGGCUAAGUUGAAUCUCUUGCUUUAUGUUAAUGAAUGUGUUGGAUUCAUUGAUCUUUCCGUAUAAUUAUAAACCCAUGUACCGGUGAUCUUCGGAACAUUGUUUUUGACUUUUGACUGAAAUGCAGUAAAUGUGAGAUGAAUAGACGAGUGAUGUAAAUAAAAUGUAACAACAUAUGGCGUUAUUGUAUAAUUGUUUCAACCUAAUGAUAUCCCAGUUUUUUCUUUUUCAAAACGAGUUCUUUCAUUUUUAAAUAAAGUCUACGAUCUUUCCUAUAUAUAAAU
Messenger RNA from Biomphalaria glabrata, 2187 nucleotides. RefSeq names its product ras-related and estrogen-regulated growth inhibitor-like. The transcript has 5 exons. Bases 637 to 1257 code for a protein of 206 amino acids. NCBI's taxonomy places the organism in Eukaryota, Metazoa, Mollusca, Gastropoda, Planorbidae. Gene Ontology annotation, molecular function: GTP binding; GTPase activity. The record is from RefSeq and is a predicted model, not a curated record.